Molecule: messenger RNA, 10714 nt
Organism: Paramisgurnus dabryanus
Lineage: Eukaryota; Metazoa; Chordata; Actinopteri; Cypriniformes; Cobitidae
Gene: lcor
Product: ligand dependent nuclear receptor corepressor
Biological process (GO): regulation of transcription by RNA polymerase II
Cellular component (GO): nucleus
Molecular function (GO): DNA binding
Source: RefSeq, a predicted model, not a curated record
UCCCUGCAGAAGGUGCGCGGCUGCGCGCCCGCGGGAGGGGCCGAUAGAAAAUGGCGAGUCUGUGCAGAAGGCAGCAAUGCACGAUCGAGAGGCGCGGCUUUCGGCAGGAACUUGACUCGUGGCGGCAUAAACUCAUUCACUGUGUAGGGUUUGAAAGCAUUCUGGAGGGGCUGUUUGGACCAGGACUAGUUAAAGAUCUUACCCUCUUUCAAGAUUGUGAGCCAGAGGGAGUGUCCGAUUGGUCAUUUAAUGAAAAUUGUCUAUUUUGCUGCUUAAGACGUGAAAAAGUGAAGGAGAACUUUGGUUUGAACAACCAAGUGUUAUCAGAAACUGACAGCUUCAAGCAAGAGGAGUCCAAUAUUAACAAGCUUGAGAAGCAAGCAGAGGACUUCCUCAAUGUUGUCUUCUACAGAAAGGCAGACCUCCCAAGAUUUACAGACCCCCACAUUCCUCUAGUGGCUCGUGAGAUCAUGCAGCGAAUGAUCCGACAAUUCGCUGCGGAAUAUACCUCAAAAACCAGCUCAACUCAGGACGUACCCAAUCCCCAGUCCCAGCCCAACGGCACCAAGGACCAAAGCCUGCCGAAAGCGCCCUCGCUGGAGCCGGACGCCUCCACACCCGCUCCCGUCUGUGGCGGCGCCGGUACCGGCCCAGCUGCCUCCGCACAGAAUCCCGUCCUCAGCAAGCUUCUCAUGGCAGACCAAGACUCCCCGCUGGACCUCACCAUCAAGAAACCAGAGACCGAACCCAGCGAACAAGAUGGAGUCCUUGACCUCUCAACUAAGAAGAACCACAGUCAUGGUAGUGUCUCACUUAAAAGCUCUCAUGGUUUCUCAAUCGUGCCCACAAUUAAGGGGCGUUCCCAGAGAGCUGAUCACAACUAUCGGGAUGUUGAUGAUGAAGAUGGCUUGCCACCGAGAAGCUUGCAUGAUGGAAUAAGGGAGAAUUGUAUUAGUUCCGGAUCCCUUAAACCACCAUUGGCCCGCUCGCUCCUCAUUAAAGAGGAACUGCUGAGCCAGAAACACCGUCUUAUUGGCCAACCAACUGCUCUUUCACUGGCUAGCCUUGAGUCUGUAGGUCUCCUCAACAGCCAAGCCCAGUCCCUUCUUUCACGUGAUGGAACCUGGGGAAAAUCCCAUUUGGAUGGCCUCCUGAAGCUUAAACAAGUUAGCGGGAACCUUAGUGACCUAAACGACCUGCCUCAUUUCCAGGAGAACCAUGGUGUGUUCACCAAAGGCACAAAAUCCAUUGAUGUCGGUUCCAUCACGGUAAAGAAAGAACCGGGGCAUUCCCCUCCGGUGGACUUGAAGAUUCCGCAAGUUCGAAGCAUGGACCUGUCAUGGGAAUCCCAUGGGAAUUCCUCGGAUCUCUACAGUUACGGCUCCAUCGCUAUGGGCAAUGUGCACUCGGAAAACGCGCUCAGCAGGAAGCUGAGAGCCAUCUUGCCAAAGCAGAAUCGUAGAGCCCUUGGAGGUCUCCUUGAUGGAGGGGCCAUAGGUGAGUACUGGGGCGCAGAUAUCGAACAACCAAGUUUGGGUCCCCAGUACCCGACAUCAGAUCCCGAGGGAGAUCCAACAGGUUCCAAGCAACCCCGAAAGAAAAGGGGAAGGUAUCGCCAGUACAAUACCGAGAUACUAGAAGAAGCCAUUGCUGUGGUGAUGGGUGGGAAGAUGAGCGUUUCGAAGGCGCAAAACAUCUACGGUAUUCCCCACAGUACCUUGGAGUACAAGGUGAAAGAGAGGAUGGGCACAUUGAAGAACCCACCAAAGAAAAAGCUUAAACUGAUGAUGAGGGCCGAGGGGCAGGACUCCGGGAUCACAGCCGAAACCGAAACCACAUCGACGCCCGCUACCACACCCAUUGCGACAAAAGUGGAUGUCUUUCAGGCGACAGGAGACAAAGUCGAGUAGAUUACACAGAACACCUCAUAAACUGGAAGCGUUGACAAAAAAACUAUAAUGAUUUGGAAUUAAGGAUGGGGCUUUAAUUGUGCCAAUUUACUUGCAGUAUCUGGGUGAGCACAACUGCAGGAAUACAUGGGAGGAUUUAAGCGUGACAACUUGGGAUAAAAAAACGAAUUGGCAGUUAUCUUAGUGGUCACGUUGACACCGCAUUUGUUGAAGUUUUUUACAAAACAUUAAGCAACAAAUGCGUACAAAAGCCAUAAGAGAGUCAUGACAGAGACAUUUUAUUAGAGAAAGCAAGCAGAUAAACCCUUCAUUCGCCCCUUCAUCUGAACUUUUUGAGCUGCACCAUUAGUGCUUUGGACGGCAUGCAAUUUUGAGAAAUGAGAAGUGGGGUUUGGAGGGUACCUUGCUUGCGAUGAUUUGACCCUUCACAAUCUUCUUUGAUUGGUUCAUGAAAUAAGUCUUUAAACUAAUUUAGUUCAAAUGGAUUUGACAAGGAUUCUCACCAGGGAUCUUUCGCUAGGGCCCCGUUUUUCUAUUAACAGGUAAAAAAAAUUUAUUUCAACUCUCCAUCGUUUCCUCCUUUUAUAUUCAGCGCCAUUGAUACAGACUAAGAAUUAGACUUGUCCAUUUAAAAAAAAAGAGAGAGAGAUGAAGCUUAUGAUUAGUCAUUCAGGGAUGCAUGUUUGUGAUGUUUAAAAAACGUUUUUUUUACGUUUCUGUAACUAAACUUUCUUUAACUCUAGCGCUUUCUUUUGCACUACACUUUCAGUCUGGCGCUCGCCAGAGCCUAAAUCUGGCAAUUAGACCUGAUUACCUCGACAUUGCUUGCAUUACACCAUUACUGUUCUGUCUGGCAUACCACAUAAUACUCAUUCUACAAUACCUUUUUUUCUCUUGGCGAGAGUCUCUUUCUCUCUCUCGUGAAUGGAUUUCUACACCCGUGAAGGGACAAUGCCGACUUGAACCACGCAGAACAGGAAGGUGUUUUCAAUUCACAUCUUUCUACUUAAAUUAUUAGAGGGAGGGCGCCUACAGUCAAUUUCGGGCUGUUUUUCGCCAUUCCCUCAUCGCUGCUUAUAGUCAGUCACUGACGUGUAUAUUUAUAAAAAGAAGAGCAUUUUUGCCGAGGGUUGGUUUCGGGGAGGGUUGGGUGGGGGUAAAUAUAUAGGGUAGGGUAGGGUUAUGACUAUAUUAUAAAAUUAGCAUACAGAGAGCAGAGAGCCAAUUCUUGUCUCUGAAUAGUUUUUUCCUCAUGUAAAACUCAGGGCAACUGAGACAAAUAUAGCGAUCAUGUUUUUAGAGAAACAAUGCAGACCUUACUUGAAGUGGAACCUGUGACCCGUCCUCAUUCAGUGAGUUGGGUCAGAGGCAGGGCUUUAUACCGGGCGUAAGUUGGGUAGAGCUGAGCCAUGGAUUGUGGAUAUUGGUGGGAUUUUAUCAUUCGAAACAGCCAGUUGGGACCUCUCGAAAAAUAGCACUUUGGUUUAAAAUAAAGCGAUUACGUUUGGAUGCGUUUCAAAGUAGCUUUUGCAGUAGCAGACAAGAUCAAACGGGAAAUGUUUUGACACCUCCCACCGUCCUGCAGCUUAGACCCCAACAUGCUCCCCAAAUUUUUGUUUAUUUUUCACUGAAAAAAAAUUACCUCUUCAAUAAUGCAGUGGUUGACAGCUUGAAUUCCCAAAUUUGUCUGUUGUUGCCAUCACUGUCUAUUUUCAUAUCGCCCCUUUUCCAAUAUAAACUGUGUCGUUUAAUGUAUAUAAAAAGGAAGGCUUUUGAAAUGGCAUGCUCUACUUUGAUGUUGUUCGAAGGGCAUUCUGGUCUAUCACUGCCUGGUGCUCACCCAGUCUGUGACAAAACUGAUGUUUCAAACUUCAGGGUUUCUGACGAAACUGUUGUAAAACACUAAUGUAAUGUACCUCUUUAUUUAUUUGAUUAUUUAAUUUGAAUCAUCACUGUAAAUGGCAUGCACCAGUUUAGUGGAGGCUGAAAAAGUAUUUAAUUAAAUAUUCAAAUCUGACACUUGGUGGCGUACUAUAACUCCCACCUUCCCGGUAGCAUUUGGCGAUAUCCUACAUCAAUUAUUGCUUUAUAUUACAUAUACGAGUAAACAAAUUAUUUCAAUAAUUUUAAAGGGGACAUGCAAUGAAAAUUUGACUCUUUCAAUGUUUAAAUGGGUCCUCAGUGCUUUUCAGUCCUUCCAGAAAAACACUGAGUUUUUUUGUGAUUGUUGCGAGCAAAAAUCCUUGAUCUUGCGGCGCGUUUUCUUAAAAAAAUGCGAUGGAAAAUGCUGGAUUUAUGCGAUGAAUUUGCAGGAACUUGCAAAAACUGUUUGCAGCUUUUGCAGCUUUUCAUUGAAGUUCACGUCGCCUAAUUAGGUCACUUCCUAACAUUCCCAUGACAACAGGGGACAUUGCUGCGAUUGUGUGAAGUUAAAUGCAAAAUUUUUCAACUUUCUGCUAAGAUAUAUAUGACUUUUGCUAUGAAAAUGCAAGGAUUAUGAAAUCAUGCAAGCCCGCAUAUUUUUCAAGCAGAAAUCUGCAAUUAAUGCGGCGAAAGUGCGGCGUAUUUAAAAAAAAUACGGCCCCCCACACUGAAAAAAAUUAUUCAUUCAAUUUACUCAAUUUUUUAAGGUAAGUGGUUGCAAUCAAUUUACUUAAGCUACAUUUAAACAAAAAAAUUAGAAAGGCAAAACAAAACAAAAAACUUUUGUUUAAAUGUAGCUUAAUUAAAUUGAUUGCAACCACUUACCUUAAAAAAUUGAGUAAAUUGAAUGAAUCCUUUUUCAGUGCAUAAAUAUGUGGACUUUGGCUGAUUGCGAUCACAUAAUUGCGUUUUUCUGGAGGGACUGGGUUCUGUCAUCCUAGAAAAUGUGAAUAAGAUCAACCCAGUAACUUAGUUUUGGUAAACCAUUCUCAACAAGCAUGUGAAAAAAUAAGAAAUUUGGCUCCCCUGGUGAUGUCAGAAGGGGAUAAUACCGCCCCUUACUCUCCACUAUCCAACCACGCCACUGCCAUUUAGUGCAGAGACACACCCAAAACGGCACAUUUUUGCUCACACCUACAGUGACAAUUUUAACAUGCUAUAAUAAAUUAUCUUUAUGAUAUUUUGAGCUAAAACUUCACAUACGUACUCUCUGGGGACGCCAGUGAUUUAUUUGACAUCUUAAAAAAGUCUUAAGAAAUGUCCCCUUUAAGUUAUUGAAUUUUUCAAAUAAGAUAUUUCUUAAUUAAUAGUUAUUCGAUUGUUUAUAUAAAAGCAGAUUUUUUGGAAAUUCAUAUCAAUUUUAAUUGCAUACUACUUGUACAAUUAAUUACAAAUUAAAAGAAGAAUUUUUAAUAUUUAGCUUUUUAUUAAUAUUUUGACAAUGGAGAAUUCUCUUGUGUACAAUUUGGCAUUAAAUGCACCAACACUUUAUCAAUGCUGAGCGUUUGAAGUGUCUAAUUAGAUUUAAACAAUCAAUAUACUCUAUUUAUCAAUCAAUGUGAAUUGAAAUACUACUGACUUAUCCCCAUUAGUAAAUUACUAGUAGUAAAUCAUAGCAACAACUAGAUUGGUACAACUAGUAUUUUCCCCUAUAAUUGGCACUUAUGAAUUGUUGCACUGACGUCCAUGACUGGAGCACUUAAAUCUUUGGGCUCUUGAAGUUGAAACAAUCACCUCUCCUGUAAUCUUGUGGUUGCUGCAACCUUAUUUAUCAACAGCGGUCCGAAUAACUACGGUGCAUGCCAUUUCAACAUAUUUAUUUGAUUUGACGUUAACGAUUAAUGUAUUUUAUCACCGGGUUAACAGCUCCCCCUGUCCGAAAAAGAUUUCUCCUCUCGAAAUGAAACCUACUCAAUGAAUGUACCGAAUAGUUGUUUGAAAAACACAGCACUUUCAUACAGCAUUUCAUCCUAUAAACAAGACUGUUUUGGUUUAUUCUCUUGCUGCUGCCGUUUUCGUUCGUUUGUUUUUCUGAAACGUACACCUCCUAGCCUUCAGUACUUUCGUAUCUCAGGAUAGAUAGAUAGAUUCCGCAGAAGGGUCCGCGAUGCAGACAUAACUACCUGUACAAGAUGUGCAGAGAUGUGUUGUAGUAACUACAAUCUUCGCACAAUAUACCUCAUCUUCUGUAAUAAACGUACCUUUCUGUGCCACACAAAUACCGUUCAGGGGCACACGAGAAAGGAGCGGUUGAACUCUGGGAAAUUUUCCUCUUUCUUACCAUCGUUUUCAUCUUCUGUGAGACGGGCGGCCUGGCCGAUAUUUAUCAUUCACAUACUUUUUCGCCAAUAACGUCACCUUGUAACGUUCCUCAAGAGAAGGCUGUAGGCGAGACGAUAACCUGAUUUCUAUACACCGGUUUUAACCGUCACGGUUGUUUACGUAAAAUGGAGAUCUGAAGGGGAGAAUAUGGGGCAGGUGGAAAUGUUAACCUUCUGUUGUCUUUGUGUGAUCUCUGUACACUUGUUUUUAAACUGCAUUCCAAAAAUUUCAACAAAAUAUACCUUUAUAUGGAAGAAAAGUCUAUACAUAUACAAAUGAAUAUAUAUAUAUAUAAUAUUUAUUUUACUGUUCAUCCUUUUGUUUUUGUUUUUUUUCUGGAUGAUAUUGAAAUGCUACAAAGAAAUCAGACAGCUAUAACCUCAGUUUGUGUACAAUAUGAUGUGCCAUUUAUUUUGUCUCAAUUUUCUUCUUUGCUUGGAUAGGCUUUUUGUUUAUUUGGAUGCGUUUUUGACCUUCACUGCAUAUCCACAUAACAUCAUUACCUCAGGUGAGAUCUCUCCAGAGCAGCUGACUGUACAUUUAGCUGUAGAAAUCAAGACCUUUUCUUGACUUUUACACGCAUUUCCAAAACACAACUAUUACUACUUUAAGGAAGCAGUUUUUAAAUAACACUGUAACUGUAGUCCUGUUUUUUUUUCUUUUUUGUCGUAUUUAAAAAAAAUAACAUACAGUAUAAACCUUAGCUUAACUAAACCACGGGUCUCUUUUUAAACGCAACUAUUGACAUUAGCACACAAAUAUAGAGAUACGACACUUGCACGUUAGCACACGCUCCAAACACAACAAUAUCAUGUGGGUGGGCUAUCUACUUUAUUAUCAGGGUAUUGGUUUGAUAGCUCCUUAACUAAAAACGAGUUGCUUGUGAAGGUUUGGGCAUGUAUGGAAAUAUAGGCACUCCAAAAUUAAACAUUACAUUUCUUUUUCGUUGUUGUCGUAACUUGCUCCAAUUGCAAUUGCAUGUUUUCAAAGCGUUAGAGAAUCUAAAUCAUUGCAUUCAAGUUGUCCUACUACAUUUCAAGUUUAUUUUAUAACUUUUAACAUGCUAAUCCAAUAUUAAUAGGCACACCUUUAUUCAGUGACAAACUUUUGGGACCUUGUAUGAAUCUGCUUUACGUUAUGUUCGCUAUAAAUUAGUAAAAUGGGUUUGUCGGCACACACUUGGUCUAUACAGUAGAUGCCCGUUGUUUUGUCAAUCUAUGCACUUGAGAGAGUACCAUUGCACCAUGAAUGUUUUCUGUAUUUGUGAUUUUGUUAGUGUUUAAAGGUGUGUUUUGUUCCUAUUAGAAAACUUCAUGGCACAAUAGUUGUAAUAUUUUAUUCGAUUUAGUUGUCUAUCAUUUGCAGCAUAUAGCUUAAAAUAGCUGUUGUCAUGGUACUCGCAUCACACGCCAUGGUAAAAGACAUAUUUUGAAUGUAAGCUCCCAGAGAAACGUGUCUUGGGAAAUAUUGUUAGAAUAUGCAGUUUUAACGUAUAAAAAAAUCACUAUGAUACUAUAUACAUAAGUAUAUAUAUAUUGCGGUUUCAUCUGGAGUGCCUGUUUUGCGGCAUUCAAUCGCCACUUACAAUUCGAAUCACGGCAGUAAUCCAUGAAGCGAAAAUACUUACUGUAAUUCAUAACAAUCGAGAAUCAUUUACCAAGGUGACUUACAAUCGAGAGCACAUUUUUCGAUAUACUUCUCUGGAAAUUAGCAUACAAAUGGUUAAAUUUUUGUAAAGUACAGUAUUUUAAAUGCUGAAAGAAUUACACGAGUGAUGGAUAUAAGCGAAACUGUGAAUCAUAUGGAAGAGAGCCAUGAAAAAUCAACAUCCGACCACUGCGUCCAUUGUCUUAAUAAGUGAAGACUCAUCUCUUGCUUAGUUGUUUAGUUCGAGGUCGAACAGAGCUGUGUGGAAGUGGGCUUCAUCAAAUGACCAACGUUCUGCUCAAGAACUUGAGAGCUUUUGGUUAUAAAAGGGCUCAUGUGUUGCCAUGACAAUCUUGCAGGAUCAUUCACUUAAUAAAGGUGUGCCUAUUCUAAUUCUUUCAUUUGCGCAAAAACAUUUUCCCUUUAUUUUAUAGCUUUAUACAGUGUUGUGCAUUCUUUAGGAUCAGGAUUUAUAUUUCUACUUUUUUAUUGCUUUUAUCUUUUUGUAACAUUCCUUUGUCGGAGGAGAGAAUAACAGAUGGAGGUUAUAUUUCCAAACAAGCGUCCUCUUUUUUCGUACUCGGUUUCUUCCUACUUUGCUCAUCCCUAUAGCUCGUUGACAUUGCGUUGAUUUUGACCAAAUCCAGAUAAUGCCAUCCAUGACUGUUUCAACCCUGCAAUCCAUUGAGUUGUGCAGGAUCAGACUUGUUAGUUUUGCUACCUCAACUUGCAAAUAGUUUUGACAUACAGUAGAAGCCCUUUGGUAGUGAAGCAAAAACGACUUGGAUUUCGAGGGACUGACAGGCCUUAAUGGCUCUGUCAGGUUGUGGGAAUGUAAUGAUGGUUUUACCGGCAUACCUGCUGGAAUCCGUAUGUAGCAUUUCAGAUGCAGGGAUAACACUGGCUCAUCAUCCAGAAGAUCGUCAAGGUCCCAAUCUGUUGGAAAGCAGUUAAAUAUACAUUCCACAUUAACAUGUUUUUUGGAUGUAAGGAUAAAGUUGUUGGAGAUACUCGCUUGCAUCUUUAAGACCAGUGUUUGGGAAAAAUUCAGGUUGACCACUAAUCCCCUUUAGGUCCUCGUCCAGUUCAAACCGCCCCCAACAAACAGCAAAUCUUUGGGUUUUGUAAAUCGCCAUGCAAACCUCUCUGGUAUUUGUUGGGGGGGUGCGAAAAUGACUGUUGUGUUUCCCAAGAUCCUAAAUCCGACAGCCAACUCUAGAAUGUUUGAAAUGUUGGCAUUUGUUGGGACGGUGUGAACCGGCCUUUAGGUUGGAAACGUUGUAAUGUACAUUUGUGUAAUCGUUUCGAAUAUAGUAUAGUUUGUGCCCUUGAAAUACAAGCCAAAUCAAGUUUGUGGGCAAAGUAUCUUUGUUUUGCGAGAAAUUAAGUUUGCAUUCAUACAUCUAGGACAGGCAUCUUAUCUGUUGAUGAAGUUUUCCAUGUUAGACUCCAUCUAAGCUUUCCGGAGCAAAAAUGCCUUUUGCUAUCUGUUCAGUUGUGUUAAUAUUUCAAGUACUUUUUAAACGUUUUUGUAAAUUCUGAAAAUAGGUUCUUAACGUUGUAAAGUUUCGGCAUUCAGUGUAGUAUAAUGAUUGGAUACCGGUCUCCCGUACCCCUUCAGGUUAAUGCAUGACUUUGAGAGUGGAAUGAAUUAAUCUCGGCUAAAGAUUGGCUAAAGAUUUUUCUAUAUUUCUUAAUACUGUUGUUAUUGUGAUUUAUUAAAAAUAAAAAUAAAAACAUGAAUACGUUCGCUUUGAUCUCCAUACUUUCACCAGGAGUUAACGCAAGUAUGUGGUUUUGGAGAGGAAUAUUCAAGGAUGACUUUAAUAUCCCCCUAACUUUAUCCCCCCACUACAGUGGUUCAAAAAACAUCUUUGGUGUAAUUAUUUUGCAAUAUUAAACAAUGAGUCAAGCAAGGCAAUACUUACGAUUUAAGUCCCCUUAACUGAGUUUACUGGCCUAGACCCAUAGUAGUGGGUCACCUAACAGCCAAACAGCUCUACGUCUUUUUCGAACUUGAAAAGAUUCAGCCAAAUACUCUUAGUUCAGUGCUUUAUGAGCAGCAAGGAUUGUAAAGUACAAAUUACCCGGGGAAACAAAAAUGGACGCUUAAACUUAAGUUCUUUGGUUUGGACCUACAAAUCCGCAAAGACUAUUACUUUUGUUUCCUCAGUCUGUACGACGUGUGAUGAUGUGUUUUAACUUUAAGAAAAAACCUUACAACGCAAAAUACCUCAGAUAAUAUAUCCAUGUAAAUCUUGACAGCCUCCACAUGUAGAUAUAGCCCAGUUCACUGCCUCCCCACCCUCAUCUACGUGGUCAAGAGGGCCACGCUUGUCUUGUUUUCGAUGACGUCAAUGCCUGUUGUACACUGUGGAGGUUUUUCUUGUCAUAUUUGUUAUUAAUGAAACCAUUACUUCAUUAAUCAAUAAUUUGUGUGCUUGAUAACGUUAAUGAUUAUUUUUGCAUCACUAGUGUCGACAUACAGAACGUCAAAAACGUAGAUUGUUAUCGAACUGACUUUUCUGAACACACUCACCAUUCGGUUAUAUGGUUCUCGAACUCACGCCAUUGGUUGAGGCCGUGUUGCCCGAACAGAGCAAUGUAACAACAAUAACGGGAGUCAACCUAGUUGUCUUGUAGUUGUGCAUAUUAAGCUAGGAAAGGCGAGAAGUAUUUUCAAGGUUUAAGAAAUGACUCGCUGCAACUGGCCUGAUAUUGACAUAGCAUUGCAACAACAAAACAUGUUUUAGUAGCAGAUGACAUGAUUUUUUAGUAAAAGUUGAUGUUGAGUGGAGCUAUUAAAGGGACUCUCCACUUUUUUUGAAAAUAUACGUUUUGGAAUCAAUUCAGUAGAUCUCCGGCUCUGGCGGUGUCACUUUUAGCAUAGCUUAGCAUAAUCCAUUGAAUCU